UUUUUUUUCUGGCUUUACACCGAGACUUUUGGAUCUUCACGUCCACCACCCACAUCCACCGACCUUUUACCUCACCAUCAGGGCGAGCCAACGCAAGGAACCCUGCAAUUGAAAAUUUCGACAUCUUCUCGACCCAAUCCCAACAAUGGCUGAUCAAUCCGCUGCCUGGCCCCUGGCCGACGAUGCUCUCCAGCAGGAGAUCCUGGACUUGGUCCAGCAGUGCCAGCACUACCGUCAGCUGAAGAAGGGCGCCAACGAGGCCACCAAGACCCUCAAUCGUGGUGUCUCCGAGCUCAUCAUCUUGGCCGCAGAUACAAACCCGCUCUCGAUUGUUCUUCACCUGCCCCUUCUUGCCGAGGACAAGAACGUCCCCUAUGUUUACGUCAAGUCUAAGACCGCCCUUGGCCGUGCCUGCGGUGUUUCCCGCGCCGUGAUUGCUGCCAGCAUCACCUCCAACGAGGGCAGCGAGCUCGCCGGACCCAUCCGCGCUCUCCGCGACAAGGUCGAGAGACUUGCCAUCUAAGAUACCCCACGAUGUAGGAUGUUGGGUGGCGUUUAUGCGGUAGCUUGGAGGUGCUACAAAACGGUUUGGAAUGGAAAAAUCUGAAUUGUUCAUAUGUGCCGACUAGUUAUUCCUGGGCUGAGGUUACCUACCCAACAGCUUUUCCCUUUCUGCCGCGACGGCGCCAUCAUCAUGAAAAUGACGAUGCUGCUGAUCUCGCAGUAGACUGCUUUAGGGUAGCGGUUCCUAGAAAACCAUCAAUAAAUGUUGUCGAAAAUAAUUAAAAUAUUGAAUAUGCAAUGUUCCCAGGUUUUGCAUCAAAUGGGUGUCUGAGUCGGGACGAGCUACUGCAGUAUCGGUAGUGCA
This is a messenger RNA of Colletotrichum navitas, 868 nucleotides long. Its product is annotated as ribosomal protein L7Ae/L30e/S12e/Gadd45 family protein. NCBI's taxonomy places the organism in Eukaryota, Fungi, Ascomycota, Sordariomycetes, Glomerellales, Glomerellaceae. The coding region runs from base 146 to 523 and encodes 125 amino acids. Gene Ontology annotation, cellular component: box C/D methylation guide snoRNP complex; small-subunit processome; precatalytic spliceosome. Gene Ontology annotation, biological process: ribosome biogenesis; maturation of LSU-rRNA; mRNA splicing, via spliceosome. Gene Ontology annotation, molecular function: RNA binding. The record is from RefSeq and is a predicted model, not a curated record. The transcript has 3 exons.